AAAACUAGACUCUGGUUCAACGACUAUUCUUCCCGAAACGGCAACUCAAAUCUCAACUGAAACGACGGAAUCAAAAAUUUUGCUCUCAACCCCUACACAAAUUCAAACCACUACUACGACAAUUCCAACUACUAAAACGACUUCAACGACCAUCAACCCAGCUCUGGUAGGAAAAUGCUCGACAAACGAAAUUGCUGCAGUCAACCGGUCCCUUUUUGCAACUAAUGGAGAGCUUGCUGAUCCGGACUUGCACGGAUUCUGGCUGGACGCGUGCGGCCAAUCAAUUUUACUAGGAAAAUCUCUGGGCACUUGGCACGAAAACUCUGACAAGUGCUUUGGCCUGAAAAUGAAGCCGUUUGCUAUCGAAAGCAAAGAGAAGCUCGAGUGCAUGAAACUCCAAGCAAAGAGCUGGAAAUUUAACAUGAAUUACUGGACGGGCGGCGCGAAGGACCUGGCGAGCGGCACCUUUGGGUGGUGCUCGGCCAACGGUUCCGCGCCCUGGCUGGACGUCCUGCCCUUGGCCAACCCUGCAAAGGACCAGAAUUGCGUCCAGAUGCAAAUUUCCAAAGCAAACGGCUCUGUUUCGAUCAGCGGCAAGCGUUGUUCAGACAGAACCAUUUUCGCCUGCCAGGGUCCGCCGACGAAAGGUCCCAAGUGCGCAAGUCCUGUUUGCCCAAACGUCACAUGCCAGAGAGAUCCAAUGCUUUUUACUUCAACGGCUAAUGGGAAAUCAAUGGUUCUAAAAAGUAUGACAUAA
Molecule: messenger RNA, 757 nt
Organism: Neocloeon triangulifer
Lineage: Eukaryota; Metazoa; Arthropoda; Insecta; Ephemeroptera; Baetidae
Exons: 8
Coding region: 347-757 (136 amino acids)
Source: RefSeq, a predicted model, not a curated record